Clupea harengus (Atlantic herring) is the source of this 1446-nucleotide messenger RNA. It is a transcript of the gene cidec, whose product is annotated as cell death inducing DFFA like effector c. Lineage: Eukaryota; Metazoa; Chordata; Actinopteri; Clupeiformes; Clupeidae. Gene Ontology annotation, biological process: apoptotic process; regulation of apoptotic process. The record is from RefSeq and is a predicted model, not a curated record.
CGCAACGGGAAGAGGGAGGGAGUGAGCGAGAGAGGGUGAGACCGUGGAUAAAAAGCUAUUUCAUUCUCAUCUUGACAGUGAUCCCAUCACACCAGUGGGAAGAUUUGUUUCAGAGGAGAGGGCAAUCUGACCUGACCAGGACUUUUCAGUAACAUGACGAUGGAUUAUGCCAAAAUGUCUCUAAGUCUGCUGACCCCCACCUCAAUAUCCAGAUGUGUGACUGCUGGCGUGGCAGCUAGCACUUCCAUGACCAAGCAGCUGCUGACAGGCUCGCCCCCACGCCAUAGGCCAUUUCGAGUGGCCAACGCUGAGCGCACCGUCAAGAAGGGCAUCAUGGCCGACAGUCUGCGGGACCUGCUGGACAAGGUGAUGGAGGGACUGCAUGUCUCUUGCGUGAGCGCAUUGGUGCUCGAUGAGGAUGGUACAGGGGUGGACACAGAGGACUUCUUUCAGACGCUGCGGGACAACACAGUCCUUGUGGUCCUGGAGAAAGGACAGAAAUGGACUCCUCCUGUGCAGACCAGUUUAGUCAACGCACAGCAUGUGAGCCGAAGCCCUGGUUGCAGGAAAGAUGUGGCUAAAUUCACUUUUGACCUCUACAAGAACCACCCUAAGGAAUUCAUUGGAUGCCUGAACUUGAAGGCAACACUGUACGGAGUUUACACUGUGUCUUACAACCUUCGAUGCUAUGAAGCUAAGAGGAUGCUGAAGGAGGCCUUGAGAUGGACCUUGCUUACCAUGCAAACCACAGGCCAUAUCCUGCUGGGCACCUCCUGCUACAUGCAGGGCCUUCUGGAUGAGGAGGAGGAACAGCAGGCUGAAAGGCACCUGAAGGCUCCCGAGGGCUGCCACGUGCCUAGCUACCUCUGGGGGAAGAGUGGCGUUUGAGCAAGGCACUCCCCCAGCGAGUGAACACUUGAAAGGGCUUAAGAAGAGGAGCAGGGGAGUUGGGGUGGGAGUGGAAAGGGGAGGGGGCUGGUUGGGAUAUCGGCACAAAGCACCUUUAGAGGAUCUCUGCAUCUUCUUCUCAAUGUUUUGGAUGCUAUGCAGUAAUCCACACAUGUUAUUCUUUUGCUCAGUGGCGCUGCGUCUAUGAUAACUUGCAUUUACGAGUGGAUUCAUUGAACUCAAGUAUUUUGAUGGUUGCUGAAUUGUUAUAUCUACCUGUCUGCUUUAAAGUGUAUUGUGUUUUGCACUGCACUCUGUUACAUAAAGAUUUUCAGUUUAUUGUACUGGUUUUGUCAUGUAUAUUCUGUAUAAUUACAUAUAAUGUAUAAUUACUGUAUUUGUACAAUAACUGAACUAAUAUCAAUGUGUAUGCAUGAAGAAUGUGAUUUUUUGAUCUAUUAUUUUACACAAUGUUUUGAAGUGACUCACUGGCUUGACUGCACUUCACAGUUUUUUUUACUGCACUCCUACUCUAUUAAAUAUAUAUAUAUAUAUAUA